GCGAGAUUGUUUCCCUUCAGUCUCAAAAUCUCGCCACAAGCCUAAAUCUCGCGAGAGGCACACGCGGAGUUUCCCUGUGCAUGGCCGGGGGAGGAUGAGGCACGGGGAUAAUCUCUCCUAAAAAUGGGAAAUGUUUAAAAGAUUACAUGGAGAUACACAGAGGUGCCUCCCUCAGCAGCAGCACUGAGGAAGAAACCAGCAUUCACCUUCCCAGAGCAGCGAGAGAGGCAGCGGCGGGAAAAGGAGUGGGAACGCAGCAGGCCCGAGAGCCAGGCACGGUCUGGGUCAGUGGGAGAGACCUGGGAAGCCCCGCCGCCAGAGGGUUCGGCUGCUGAGCAGGGACGAAGCACAGCCAAGACGAGCCCGGGCACCAGCAGAAGAGGAAAAGAACGACACGCGCGAGCAGCUCCUUAACUUCUUCAUAAUUAAAAUCCACAAAUUAAUCUUGCUAAAACUUGCAGUGAUCAAAAUUAAAAUAAAUUUCCUGUAUUCAGACACAAGAAAAUGUACUGCAGCUUAGACCAUUCUUAAGCACCCUUGGAAAACUAAACUGUUUCUGUGCUCUACACAAGCGCCUAGACAUUGUUCCAAGGCACAGCAGCAGCAAUCCUGGGACACAGACAGUAGCCUCAGCUAAAGAGCAGCAGUCUCAACCCACAGCUGCCAAGGCUAAGGACAAAUGAGGAAAGGAGAAUGAGUACUAGAAACACCCACAAUAAUGCAGCAUAGAAAACAUUAACAAGUAUGUGGGAGAGAGAGUGUUUGGAGUAAGUGUAUGGGAGAAGUAGCACUUCCACAUGAGGAAAACCUCAAUUUGGAUACUACAGAUUUCACCGGCAGGAAAGGGAAGAUGAAAGACCGACUUCAAGAACUAAAGCAGAGAACAAAGGAAAUCGAACUCUCUAGAGACAGUCACGUGCUGGCUACGGAAGCAGAGGAACAAGGGGCGUUUGAGCAACAAGCUGUGAUUUACGAAAGAGAGCCUGUGGCCGAGAGACACUUACAUGACAUCCAGAAACUACAAGAAACUAUUAACAAUUUCACAGAUGAUGUUCAAAAAUUUGGACAGCAUCAGAAAAGUCUGGUGGCUUCAAUGAGAAGGUUUAGUCUCCUUAAGAGAGAGUCUAGCACUACAAAGGAGAUAAAAACCCAGGCAGAACACAUUCACAGAAGUUUGGGUGAGUUCGUUAAACAAGUUAAGAAGUCAGAGGCUGAAAACGGUCCAUCAUCAGUGGUCACAAGGAUACUGAGAGCUCAGCAUGCUUCAAUGGCCCAUCACUUUCAGCAAACCAUGUUUAUGUACAAUGACACAAUAGCAGCAAAGCAAGACAAGUGCAAGACAUUUAUUUUCCGGCAGCUUGAAGUUGCUGGAAAACAGGUGCCUGAAGAAGAAGUACAGGAGAUGCUUCAUCAAGGAAAAUGGGAAGUUUUUAAUGAAAGCUUACUUACAGAAAUCAGUAUCACAAAAGCACAACUCUCAGAAAUUGAACAGAGACAUAAAGAACUUGUAAAUUUGGAGAACCAAAUAAAGGACUUAAGGGAUCUUUUUAUUCAGAUAUCUCUUUUAGUCGAGGAACAAGGAGAGAGCAUCAAUAAUAUUGAAAUGAUAGUGAACAGUACACAAGAUUACGUUAACAAUACUAAAGAGAAAUUUGGACUAGCUGUAAAAUACAAAAGAAGAAACCCAUGCAGGGCACUGUGUUGUUGGUGUUGUCCAUGCUGUAGCUCAAAAUAAAGAAGCUAUUUUAGAAACUUCUCCA
Molecule: messenger RNA, 1760 nt
Organism: Chinchilla lanigera (long-tailed chinchilla)
Lineage: Eukaryota; Metazoa; Chordata; Mammalia; Rodentia; Chinchillidae
Gene: Stx19
Product: syntaxin 19
Exons: 6
Coding region: 776-1735 (319 amino acids)
Biological process (GO): synaptic vesicle fusion to presynaptic active zone membrane; exocytosis; intracellular protein transport
Cellular component (GO): endomembrane system; presynaptic active zone membrane; plasma membrane
Molecular function (GO): SNARE binding; SNAP receptor activity
Source: RefSeq, a predicted model, not a curated record